AUGGUAGAAAACUUUGUAAUGGAUGUGGUGAGAAGAAACUGCCUGGAUCCUGUGUGGGACGCCAGCUUUGAGCUGCUGGUGACUUUGGAAGACACCGUGGAGUUCACCGUCAGCGACUUCGACAAAAUCGGGAAGGCGGAUCUGUUGGGCCGGGUCUCCGUGAGCGCCAAAGAGCUGCUGGAGGGUUUCGAGGAGGAGCUUGUGCUUUUGGAGUCCACCAAGGACAAGCGCCCCAAGGCGCUCCUCAAGGCCGGCGAGGAGCAGGCCUUCCUCCACAUCCGCGCGGAGGGCAUCGCCUCUCUGCCGACCGCCGAAGCGCCCACCGCGGCGGCGGCGCCGCAACCGCCGGCGCCGCCGUCGCCGCCGUCGCCGCCGGCAGAAGUUCCGGCGGCGGAGACCGCCGCGCCGGAAGGCAAGAGUUCCGACGAUGAGGCGUUGCGGCGCCUGCGGCGGGAGUCCAUCCAGAGCGGCCUCACCAUCCGCGAGGUGCGACAGUUGUCUGCAGCAGAGCUGGAGCGGUGGCUGGAGGAGGAGCGGCAGCGCCGGGUGCUCCGCAGCUCGCGCCGGGACGAAGAGCGCACCACUCGCAAGGCAAAUCUGGAGGAGGAGGAGGGGCAGUGGUGGUCGCCGGACGCUUCGACCCGCGACUGCGCCAAGUGCGGGGCGGAGCUUCCGCUGGUCGCCAAGUUCUGCAGCGACUGCGGAUUCCCGCGGAUGGACGGCGGAUCGCUCGACGUCGCUUGA
Molecule: messenger RNA, 744 nt
Organism: Effrenium voratum
Lineage: Eukaryota; Dinophyceae; Suessiales; Symbiodiniaceae
Source: the annotation of a GenBank genome assembly